Messenger RNA from Cynoglossus semilaevis (tongue sole), 4578 nucleotides. It is a transcript of the gene otomp, whose product is annotated as otolith matrix protein. The record is from RefSeq and is a predicted model, not a curated record. NCBI's taxonomy places the organism in Eukaryota, Metazoa, Chordata, Actinopteri, Pleuronectiformes, Cynoglossidae. Gene Ontology annotation, biological process: iron ion transport. Gene Ontology annotation, cellular component: plasma membrane; recycling endosome; early endosome. The transcript has 9 exons. Bases 623 to 1750 code for a protein of 375 amino acids.
ACUUUAGAGUGUGUGUGAAGAAAGAGAGAAGUGUAUCCAGUGGCCGAUGUGUUUUCCAUCCACUGGCUCCUGUGGCCGUGAACAAAAGCCUGUGCUGUUUAUUCUGCCUCAACCUGGGCCUUCAGUCUCAGGUGAUUGGGACCAGGACUGGGCCAGUAUCUGUGCUCCACCAUCGUGGCUCCAGGACAGAGACACAUUGUCCACAGCUUUUUUUAAUUAAAGACCACAGGUUGACACUCUGUGCCAGGUGACCUGGAGUGAUCCGAGCCUCCGUGUGCCCAACACCGUCCUCUCCACUGGGGAUAAGUCUCAGUGGAUAAUUAGAGAGGGAAAUGCAAUACAGUUAUCAUGAGAUGAGAUGGAGGUAAGGAUUAUCUUCUGAGGAGGGGACUGGGGAAUAAUGUGAUGUUUUCUUCUUUCCAUGUCCAGCCCACCUGCCUCACCCCCCACGUGUCUCUCUCUCUCUCUCUCCCUCUCUCUUUCUCUCUCCCUCUCUCUCUCUCUCUCUCUGAGUCUCAGGACCAGGUUAUAAGAGAGGGAGGAGGAAGCCUAGUGACUUUUUUCAAUGACAUCAAGUUGUUCAUCUCUUAUUUUGUACUAAAUAGGAUUUUCCAGAGUCAACAUGGAGCAUCCAGACUCCAGGAUCUUGGUCUCUUUACUCCUUCUUCUUCAGCUCCUGUCCGUCAGCAGUAUCCCAGGUCAAAAAACAACAGUCACCUGGUGUGUGUUGUCUGACGCUGAAGAGCAAAAGUGUCUGGACUUGGCUGGAAAUGCCACAGCUCUGAAUAUUAGAGGGACUUUGCAAUGUGUUCGUGGCCUGGACACCAGAGACUGUAUGGACAAAAUCAAGAAUGGAACAGCAGAUGCAGCCUCCAUGUUUGCAGAUGACAUUUACGCCGCUGGAUUCUGUCACGGACUGGAGCUGGCUGCAGGCGAAUCACACAACGGAGUUGAUGGAAUUAGCUACUACGUGGUGGCGAUGGCUCGGAGCUCGUCUGCAGACCUCUCCCUGCUGGAGAUGCAUGAACGCAGCUCCUGUCAUCCUGGUAUGAGGACCACCGUGGGCUGGACCGUUCCUAUCGGCUACCUGGUCAACACCUCCCAGAUCAGCGUAGGGGAGCAGUGUAACUUCCCCAGAGCUGUGGGAAACUUUUUUGGUUACAGCUGUGUGCCAGGGGUCAAGGACGCCCAGCAUGACCCCAGAGGCAUGAACCCCAGAAAUCUGUGUGAGGCCUGCAUCGGAGACGAGAACGACCGGCAUAUCUGUGCCAGCAACCGCAGAGAGAGACACUACGGAGAGUCUGGAGCGCUUAGGUGUGUGGCUGAAAACCUGGGAGACGUGGCCUUCGUCAAACACACCACAGUCUUUGACAACGUGGACGGUAAGAACCAGGAGUCCUGGGCCCUGGACUUGGAGCUAGACGACCUGAAGCUGCUAUGUCCAGAUGGUACCGAGGCGGGUCUGCACGAGCACAAACGCUGCCACCUGGCAGCUGUCCCCGCCAAUGCUGUGGUGGUGAGAAUGGAGGACAAGUGUCGCGUCUGGAAGUUCCUGGAACGUUUACAGACUGCGUUUGGAAACUCCACUGAAGGCUUCCGGAUGUUCGACUCAACAGGCUACGGCGGAACUGAUCUGCUCUUCAGCGACGCCACCCACCACCUGCAGAGGGUGCUGGGUAGCUACACCUCCUGGCUGGGCUCCACAUACACCACCAUGCUGCAGGCCUUCGAGUGUGAGGGCUUCUGCUGAUGGAACAGGAGGAAGACUUCCAGAGCAUCAUCAUUCCUCUGUCUCCCUCCUUCCUCCCAUCCUGCCCUCCCUCCCUGCCAUCUGCGUCUCUCUGUCUCGCCGUCCCUCCGCCUCUUUUCCCUCCACUUCGGGUUUGUUUUCUCCCAGCAUUUACCACCAAUUCUCCAUUAUUUCACUCCUGUCCUCCUCCAACCCGCUGAGAUAUCUCCUUCACCUGGCAGAUCAGGACAUCGUUAACAGAAACAUCCCUUAAAUUGAACAUUUUAAAGAGACACUGGGGGAGAGAGUGUGAGCGAGAGAGUAUUAAAUAGGAAAGAAUAGCACGAAAUAAAGAGGGAUAAGAACGGGAUAAUGGCUCGUGGUAGUUGUUAUGGUAUUGACUACGUGUUUUUUUUCUUCUUGUAUUUUUACUUCAGAGCCAUUUUAAUGAGGACAAUUCAGUGGAAUUACACAAGCAGCAUUAAAAGUGCCCUCAGAAACUGACUUUCACACAGGUAUAAAAAUAUCAAGUGGAUUAAGGCCACCUGGUUGCAAAGUGAGGACCAAGAAAAAAAGUCCAGAAUGGCUUAUUGAUUUUUGAAACAAACUUAGUAGAUGAAAGUCAUUGUAAACAUGAGGCCAUCUGGGUAGACAACGUACACACUCACACGGUUGAUUAUUAGUUUCUGGUUUCUGGAAAUUAUGAUCAAAAUGAAUCCUUUUCAGGACGUGGAGGUUUAAUGCCAGUUUGACUUUUGUUGAAUUUACGUCAGCUUCUUUUCUGCAACAAAAACUAAAAGGAAACUAAACAGAAUGUUAUUGUCACGUAAAUGGGAAAUACCAACUGUAACAAUGCAUGAGUAAACAUAGGAAAUACAUAUACAUAUAUAGACAUGUAUGUAUACAUAUAUAUAUACAUACAUAUAAAUAAACACAGUGUAUAUGUUACAAAUACAAAACAACAACAACACAAUAUACGUGUGUGUACAUUUAUAUAUAUAUAUAUUCAUAUAUAUUUUUCCAUCUCAUAUUUCAUAUAUAUAUAUAUAUAAAAAGUUUCUACCCAGACUCAAACCACUAAUCUGACCGCUGUAAGGCAGAGGCAGUGACCACUCGUACACUGUGCGGUCCUGCUGUAGAACAGAGAAGCAUUCAUUCUCGUCAUUGACUUCCAUUCAUACAGAGUAACAUCUGGCACCACAGGAACCGUUCUCCCAGGACGUCACUAAUGGCUGAUGUCUGUUUGUUACACACAGUCCCUGCUCGGCCACGUCAUCCUGAAGUCAUAAUGUGAAACAUCUCCUUGUGUUCAGAGAAGUUGUGUUUUUAUAAUAUGCCCCCCCCCCCACACACACACACACACUCCCUCACAGGGUCCGUCUGUGGCACUGAACAACAUGGUGCUAUUAACUUUGAGCUUAGAAAACUCAGUAGCUGUGUGUGUGUGUGUUUUGGUGAGUGAGUGUGUUUUUUUUUUUUUGCCUGCAGCUAUCUAAUCCAGUGUAUUACACCGGGUGUUUGUUAGUGUGUUCUGUAGGAAUGUGUCGAUUUGUGUGUGUGUGUGUGUGUGUGUGUGUGUGUGAGCGUUUGCUGCUUUCCCAUGGCUGGUAUAGCUUUCCACUGUGGAUCACUGCUUUCUCAUGUCAAGUACGGUGUAGCUCGGCGUGUUGUUACACCGUACUGUGAGGUGACUGAGAAACAGAGGUUUGUUGUUUUGGCCUCUGUUUCCUCCACUGACCCCAGACUGAAGCUUUUCUCCCAGAAAAACAAUGUUAUUUUCACAUCUCUAACAAUACUUGUCUCCCCCAAACUCUUCAAUCCUCCUCCUCAACCCUUUCCUGUAUUUCCUGCUUCUAUUUGGGUUUUUAAAUAUACAGUAAUUCAUCGAACGCAUUGAAAUAACUGUGCGUCCUAAAAGAAUCAGUGCAGUAGCGAGACAGUGAUAUGAUUGGUGGUAGGGGGCGUUAGAGGUCGCUGUUACAUGCAGAAAUUAGCGCAGGCAGUGUGUAGAAAUAAUACGUAAUAAUUAUCACGAGUGUAACUGAAUUAAUGUGCUAUGGACUAAUGGUGUGUGAACAUCACUUAAACCUUUAAUGACUUUCAACUAUUAGUCACUGUCAGCAGACAAUAAAAAAUCACCAGCUUGUUUAAAAACACCAGGGGUCAUCAUGUACGGUGGUAAUACACUGCCCUGUCAAAACACAUCUGUCACAUGACCCAUGUCAUGUUGACCCAGAGUCUAAUCUCUGUGCUUCCAAAAUUCAAAUCUUUGAUUUUGUCCUUGACUAAAAAAGAAAAUCUUAAUCGAUCUCAAUUAAUAUUCUAGAAUUUUCUUUAUAAUAUGCAUGUGAAAAAGUCUAUUAAAAGACGCUGUACCUUCUCUUAUUGUUGUUUAUUUCAUGAUUUGACCUUAAAUGUUUUCAUGAUCUUCAAAGAUUAGCAGAUGGAAAAAGUUUUGAUUUUAUUUUUCUUUUCAAAUUCUGAAAAUAAAGGCUUCAUUGUAAUCAAAAGGUCGGAAUUCUAAGGAAAAAAAUUAGAGACUCCUGAUUUAUAUUUAAAUGAAUAAAAUUGAUGACUCUUCUCUGCUAAUAUGGAGUUAAAAAAAGGUCUAAGAUUAGGUCUGGGGAAAAGGUCAGAAUUCCAAGGACCAAGUCAGGAGUCUGAGUGUAUUCUGAGAAGGUUUGAUGUCAUUUGUUAAAAAAAAAAACCUCCAUUGUAGUUUUCACUUGAUGUCGGCCCCAAACCAACAGAGCAACAUUAAACUCUAAAUUUCUUAGGUAAAUGUUUUUUCAACUAAAUAAGCUCAACAGCAAGAUUUUGAUUUAUUUACCUAGUGAAAUGAAUGUGAA